GUUUUUUUGGAAGUAAGGCCAGUCAGUGCUGAAAGAGAUGACUUCUUAAGUUGUGGAUUUUCAGAACGUUUUGUAAUCUCUUUAUCACACUGGAAUUUUUUUGUUUUGAAGUAAGGCUUGUUUACCAGCUUCAUCCCCUGGACCAUCUUGGCCUUGGAUGAAGUAAUUGAUCACUAAAGAACUACCGUGCUGGUGAGAUGUGUAAGAAAUUAUAAAGAGCUCUGAUGGGCUAUUUGGGUGAUACCCAGUGCAGUGAACUGCAGGAUUUUUGUCCCUGAGUCAUGGAAGACAGAAGAGCUGAGAAGUCAUGUGAACAAGCGUGUGAAUCACUCAAGAGGCAGGACUAUGAAAUGGCCCUCAAGCACUGCACAGAGGCCCUUCUUUCUCUUGGCCAGUACUCCAUGGCUGACUUCAUAGGGCCGUGUUCACUGGAAAUAGAAAGCAUCAAAAUUGAGAGUCUUCUUUACAGAAUUGCCUCAUUUUUGCAACUGAAAAAGUAUGGACAAGCUGAUGAAGAUUGUAGGCAUGUGCUGGGAGAAGGACUGGCCAAGGGCGAUGGUGCUUUUCAGGCAGUGCUUUGCUGCAUGCAGCUGAAAGGAAAGCUUCAACUUGUAUCCAACAUUCUUGCCAAGUCACUGACAGGAGAGUCCCUGAAUGGGAUGGUAACAAAAGAUUUAACAAGACUAAAAACACUUCUCACAGAAACAGAGACAGCAACUAGUAACGUCCUCUCUGGAUAUCACGUGGAAGAUUUAGAAGAGGGAUCUUGUAAUGGUUGGCAUUUCCGCCCACCACCUAGGGGAAUCACAAGCAGCGAGGAAUAUACUUUGUGUAAAAGAUUUUUAGAGCAAGGAAUCUGUAGGUAUGGUGCCCAGUGUACUUCAGCACAUUCCCAGGAAGAACUAGCAGAAUGGCAGAAAAGAUAUGCUUCACGGUUGAUAAAAUUGAAACAGCAAAAUGAGAAUAAACAGUUCUCAGGCAGUUACAUGGAAACCUUGAUAGAAAAGUGGAUGAAUUCAUUAUCUCCUGAGAAAGUGCUUAGUGAAUGUGUUGAAGGAGUAAAGGUAGAGCAUAAUCCUGAUCUGACGGUUACUGUCAACACCAAAAAGUCUCACCAGACAUGGACUUUUGCUCUCACCUGUAAGCCUGCAAGAAUGCUGUAUCGUGUAGCAUUGCUUUAUGAUGCUCAUCGUCCUCAUUUUAGUAUCAUUGCCAUAUCUGCCGGAGAUAGUACUACCCAGGUAUCACAAGAAGUCCCAGAAAACUGUCAAGAAUGGAUAGGAGGAAAGAUGGCCCAAAAUGGAUUAGAUCAUUACGUGUAUAAAGUCGGGAUAGCAUUUAACACAGAAAUAUUUGGAACUUUUCGCCAAACCAUAGUUUUCGACUUUGGAUUGGAACCAGUACUCAUGCAAAGAGUAAUGAUUGAUGCAGCUUCUACAGAAGAUCUUGAGUACCUGAUGCAUGCAAAACAACAGCUAGUAACCACAGCUAAGCGUUGGGAUUCUUCUUCUAAGACUAUUAUAGAGUUUGAACCUAAUGAAACUACUGAUUUGGAGAAGAGCCUUCUUAUCAGAUACCAAAUUCCUCUCUCUGCUGACCAGCUAUUUACCCAGUCCGUUUUAGACAAGUCAUUGACCAAGACCAACUAUCAGUCACGGUUGCAUGACCUUCUUUAUAUUGAGGAGAUAGCUCAGUAUAAAGAAGUAAGCAAGUUCAAUCUUAAAGUGCAAUUGCAGAUUCUGGCAAGCUUCAUGCUCACUGGAGUUUCUGGAGGUGCAAAGUAUGCUCAGAAUGGACAACUUUUUGGUCGUUUUAAGCUUACUGAAACACUUUCUGAAGAUACUUUGGCAGGACGGCUUGUGAUGACCAAAGUCAAUGCUGUUUAUUUAUUACCAGUCCCUAAAGAGAAGUUAGUACAGACCCAGGGAACCAAAGAGAAGGUUUAUGAAGCUACUAUUGAAGAAAAAACAAAAGAAUAUAUAUUUUUAAGGAUAUCCAGGGAAUGCUGUGAAGAACUUAAUCUUCGGCCUGACUGUGACACACAGGUUGAACUUCAGUUUCAAUUAAAUCGAUUACCCCUCUGUGAAAUGCAUUAUGCACUAGACAGGAUCAAGGACAAUGGGGUUUUAUUUCCAGACAUCACUAUGACUCCAACCAUACCUUGGAGUCCCAACAGACAGUGGGAUGAACAGUUGGAUCCUCGACUAAAUGCAAAACAGAAAGAAGCUGUUCUAGCCAUUACAACCCCACUUUCAAUACAGCUGCCUCCUGUUCUCAUCAUCGGACCCUAUGGGACAGGCAAAACCUUCACGCUAGCUCAGGCUGUAAAGCACAUACUCCAGCAACAGGAGACAAGCAGGAUUCUCAUUUGCACCCAUUCUAAUAGUGCUGCUGAUCUCUACAUAAAGGAUUAUUUACAUCCCUAUGUAGAAGCAGGCAAUCCCCAGGCAAGACCUCUCAGGGUAUAUUUCAGAAAUCGCUGGGUAAAGACUGUUCACCCAGUUGUGCAUCAGUACUGUUUGAUCUCAAGCGCACAUUCCACCUUUCAGAUGCCACAGAAAGAAGAUAUUCUUAAGCACCGAGUGGUGGUUGUUACAUUGAAUACUUCCCAGUACCUCUGUCAGUUGGACCUUGAACCUGGGUUUUUUACGCACAUUCUGUUAGAUGAAGCUGCCCAGGCCAUGGAGUGUGAAACCAUUAUGCCUCUAGCAUUAGCAACUAAAAGCACUCGGAUUGUCUUGGCUGGUGACCACAUGCAGCUCAGUCCUUUUGUUUACAGCGAGUUUGCCAGGGAGAGAAACCUUCAUGUUUCAUUACUUGAUCGACUCUAUGAGCAUUACCCCGCUGAGUUCCCAUGCAGGAUCCUCCUCUGUGAGAACUACCGGUCCCAUGAAGCUAUCAUCAAUUACACCUCUGAGCUCUUCUACGAGGGCAAACUGAUGGCCAGUGGAAAGCAACCAGCACACAAGGAUUUCUACCCACUCACUUUCUUUACAGCUCGAGGGGAAGAUGUACAAGAAAAAAAUAGCACAGCUUAUUAUAAUAAUGCAGAGGUAUUUGAAGUGGUGGAACGUGUGGAAGAGUUAAGAAGGAAAUGGCCAGUAGCAUGGGGGAAGUUAGAUGAUGGCAGUAUCGGUGUGGUGACUCCAUAUGCUGAUCAAGUGUUUAGGAUACGUGCUGAACUUCGAAAAAAGAGAUUAUCUGAUGUUAAUGUAGAAAGGGUGCUAAAUGUUCAAGGAAAGCAAUUCAGAGUUUUGUUUCUUAGCACAGUACGGACAAGGCAUACUUGUAAACAUAAACAGACACCAAUUAAAAAGAAAGAACAACUGCUGGAAGAUUCCACAGAGGACUUAGAUUAUGGUUUUUUAUCUAACUACAAACUUCUCAACACUGCCAUCACAAGAGCACAGUCCCUGGUUGCUGUGGUAGGUGAUCCCAUUGCUCUGUGCUCCAUUGGAAGAUGCAGGAAAUUUUGGGAGCGGUUUAUUGCCCUGUGUCAUGAAAAUAAUAGCCUACACGGAAUCACUUUUGAACAGAUCAAAGCUCAACUUGAGGCUUUAGAACUAAAGAAGACAUAUGUGUUGAAUCCACUGGCACCCGAAUUUAUCCCCCGGGCCCUAAGACUGCAGCAUUCAGGAAGUGCCAACAAGCUGCAGCAAUCACCCCCCAAGGGGAAAAGCCUCCAACAUACCCAGAAUGAUCAUUUCCAGAAUGAUGGAAUUGUUCAACCCAAUCCUUCCGUUCUUAUUGGCAAUCCUAUUAGAGCAUAUACUCCUCCACCCCCUCUUGGACCUCAUCCAAAUUUGGGAAAAUCUCCAAGCCCUGUCCAGAGAAUAGAUCCUCACACUGGGACAAGUAUUCUUUAUGUACCUGCUGUCUAUGGAGGGAAUGUAGUUAUGUCGGUGCCUUUACCUGUACCAUGGACAGGAUACCAGGGUAGGUUUGCAGUUGAUCCUCGAAUCAUUACACAUCAGGCAGCAAUGGCCUACAAUAUGAACCUCUUACAGACGCAUGGACGGGGGUCUCCUCUACCUUAUGGCCUUGGGCAUCAUCCCCCUGUCAGCAUAGGGCAGCCACAGAACCCACAUCAGGAGAAGGAUCAGCAUGAGCAACAUCGAAAUGGUAAAAGUGAUACAAAUAAUCCUGGACCUGAAAUUAAUAAGAUUCGAACACCAGAGAAAAAGCUUACAGAAUCAAAACAGAUUGAUUUGGAAUCUAAUCCACAGAACAGAAGUCCUGAAUCACGUCCUGGUGUUGUUUAUCCCAAUACCAAAUUUCAUCGCAAAGAUAAUCUCAACCCAAGACACAUAAACCUUCCCCUUCCUGCUCCCCCUGCACAGUAUGCCAUCCCCGGUCGCCAUUUUCAUCCCCUCCCCCAGUUACCAAGAGCACCAUUUCCAGUUCCACAGCAGCAUGCCUUGUUAAACCAGCAGCAGAAUAAUUUGCCUGAACAAGCAAACCAAAUGCCACCCCAACCAAAUCAGGUAGUCCAGCAGCAGAAUCCUUUGAAUCAGCUGCCUCCACAGCCACCUCCUCAGCUUUCUCCUGCCUAUCAGGCAGGGCCCAACAAUGCUUUUUUUAAUAAUGCAGUUUCUCAUCGACCACAGUCCCCUCCUGCAGAGGCUGUGAUCCCUGAGCAGCCCCCUCCCAUGCUGCAAGAAGGCCACAGUCCCUUGCGAGCCAUUGCACAGCCUGGCCCCCUUCUUCCUUCACAUCUGAAUAACUUCACUGAUGAGAACCCCCCAGGAUUGCCGAUAGGAGAGGCUUUAGAUCGUAUGCAUGGGAGUGUAGCCCUGGACACAUUACGACAGCAGCAAGUGCGGUUACAGCAGUGGAAUGAGCAUCACGCCUACCUGAGUCAGGGCAGUAUUCCAUACUCACACCAUCAACAGCCUCAUCCUCACCUCCAGCAUCUUCCUCAGCCGCCCAUUGGAUUACAUCAGCCGCCAGUGAGGGCAGACUGGAAGCCUCCCAGCAGUGCCGAAGGUGAAGCAGAAACAACAGAGUCAAGGUUUCAGGACUUACUCAGAGAACUGUCCAAUCGUGAUCAAAGUGAAGCACGGGAACUAGCUGAGAUGCCACCACCUCAAUCAAGACUUUUGCAGUAUAGACAAAUUCAGACUAGGAGCCCACCAGCAGUCCCCUCUCCCCCUCCCAGUACAGACCACAGUAGCCAUUUUUCUAACUUUAACGACAAUAGCAGAGACGUUGAAGUAGCCAACAACCCAGCAUUUCCACAGCGACUACCACCCCAGAUAUUCAGCUCGCCUUUCUCGUUGCCAUCUGAACACCUUGCCCCUCCUCCCUUGAAAUACCUGGCAUCUGAUGGAGCAUGGACUUUUGCUAACUUACAACAGAAUCACCUAGUGGGGCCAGGUUUUCCCUAUGGCCUACCUCCAUUGCCUCACAGGCCACCACAAAACCCUUUUGUACAAAUACAGAAUCAUCAACAUGCUAUUGGUCAAGAGCCAUUUCACUCAUUGUCAUCUCGAACAGUAUCAUCUUCUUCGCUCCCUAGCUUAGAAGAGUAUGAACCCAGAGGACCUGGCCGGCCCUUGUACCAAAGAAGAAUCUCCUCUAGCUCAGUCCAACCUUGUUCUGAAGAAGGAAGCACUCCUCAAGAUAGCCUUGCUCGGUGUAAAGAGCUUCAGGACCACAAUAACCAAUCCUCUUUCAACUUAUUAUCCCCGGAGUCCUGGGUAAACACCACCUCAUCUACCCCCUAUCAGAACAUUCCGUGCAAUGGAUCCAGCCGGGCAGCCCAGCCCAGAGAAUUGAUAGCUCCUCCCAAGACCAUCAAACCCCCUGAGGAUCAACUGAAGUCUGAAAACCUCGAGGUGUCCAGUUCCUUCAACUAUAAUGUGCUGCAGCAUCUCGGCCAGUUCCCUCCCCUCAUGCCCAACAAGCAGAUUGCAGAGUCGGCUAACAGCAGCGGCCAGCAGACCUCGGGGGGCAGCAAGCCCGCCAUGUCCUACGCUAGCGCUCUGCGGGCGCCCCCCAAGCCCAGGCCCCCGCCUGAGCAGGCCAAGAAGAGUAGCGACCCUCUGUCUCUGUUCCAGGAACUCAGCCUGGGGAGCUCCGCAGGCAGCAACGGCUUUUACUCCUAUUUUAAAUAAUCACUUUGUUUUUGCCUCAAGGGAGAAUGUUUUAAUUUCUGUUUCUAUCAAUAGAAUUAAGAUAGUUGGACUUCAUCUAUAGAUGCACAGUUCCCUUUGUUUUAAUAUUAAAUAUGUUCUCACUUAAUUGCUUCGCUGCUAGACUUGCAACUAAUUUUUUAAAAGUAUAUUCCAUUAUUUUGCAUUUUUGACGAGUCAGAAUUUUGACAGCUUUUAUGUAGAAUAAAAAUAUUUUUAAAUUUGUGUAUUGUUACAUAUGUUUGCAUCGAGCUAGCAGCUAAGAGGUUAAUUGUGCAACUAUAAAAAAAAAGAGAAAAAGUUUGUCUAAAAUGUAUUUAAAAAGAAAAAAAAAGUUGUAAGUAGCAUUUACAUUUAUUCAAUAAUAUUACCAUAUGCUGGGUUUCUGUACCAGAAAUGGCCAGUUAUGUACAAAAUGUAUGUUAUUUUUGCUUAAAUUCAUUUAAAAUUUUUUAAAAUAAAGGGCAGCAUCUUAUAAAUACUUUAAGUUUUAUCAGCUUUUUUUUGGUGACAAGAUGCUGCAUUCUAAAACUUUUAUAGUUUUAGACCACGUAUGGUGUGCUGAUGUCAUCUCCAUCCACUGCAGGAUAGAGUCAGAGGCAUUCUUUGCAGGUGUAUCUGUAUGCCACUGUUUUUUGUAACGUGAAAAAACAUGGGCAUACUUAGUUAUUUUUUUGAACAAGCUACACUUCAAGCUUGUUUUUAACGUUAAUUUGAUAGUGUGUUUUUUUUAAACAGAUCAUGAAGCUGAAAAUUUUUAGGAUUGUUGGUGCUUAGUAGACUUGAUAACUAUUUUAAAAAUGCGUGGAUUUAGUAAAAUCUUUUUUUCCUCACUAUGCAUGUGUAAACGUUUGUAAUCUGGCUCCCCGUCGCCCCUGCCCACUCCAGUGGUAUAAAAAAUUGUGCCGCUUUAAGGUUAUUCCCCCUCCCAUAAAAAUUUUGGUACCUUAUUUAAUGUUUACAUAACAAUGUGACAUUAUACAUGGCAAUUCAAAUACUUUACUAACUGUUUGGUUUGAGGAACAUCAUUAAAGAAGAAACGUGUGUUUGUCAAA
Molecule: messenger RNA, 7189 nt
Organism: Myotis lucifugus (little brown bat)
Lineage: Eukaryota; Metazoa; Chordata; Mammalia; Chiroptera; Vespertilionidae
Gene: HELZ
Product: helicase with zinc finger
Exons: 33
Coding region: 282-6116 (1944 amino acids)
Biological process (GO): regulatory ncRNA-mediated post-transcriptional gene silencing
Cellular component (GO): cytosol; P granule
Molecular function (GO): DNA binding; ATP binding; helicase activity
Source: RefSeq, a predicted model, not a curated record